Messenger RNA from Octopus bimaculoides (California two-spot octopus), 2756 nucleotides. RefSeq names its product G kinase-anchoring protein 1-B. The record is from RefSeq and is a predicted model, not a curated record. NCBI's taxonomy places the organism in Eukaryota, Metazoa, Mollusca, Cephalopoda, Octopoda, Octopodidae. Gene Ontology annotation, cellular component: Golgi apparatus. Gene Ontology annotation, biological process: signal transduction.
AAGUUAUCUCCCUUAGUAUCUUUAGUGAACACAUGUUAGCAAAAUGGCAGUUGCCAGCAUUAAAGUUUACCAGUCGAGGUUUGCAGCACUCAAAGUCGAUGACGACAGUGAUGAAGAGAAAAAACCGACGAAAUCCAACGAGAAAUCCUCUCAGCAACAGCAGCAACAAAAAAAGAAACUGAAGAAAAAGAAGAACAACCAAAAUUCUCAAACGGCUGAGCUGAAAAAUCUUGCUUUUGGUAAAGCAAAUCCAAAGGUUAAGAAGAAUCAAAAGACCAGUUCUGUGAAUGUUAAUGAGAAACAAUGGGAAGAUUGGAAGAAAAAUGAUGAAGAGUUUACAACGGAUAUCUAUGAGAAAGAUCUGCAACAAGCAUUACUCCUUAGCAGGUUGGAAUUUGAACAGAAAAAACCUACAAAAGAAAAAGGAAACAGCUCAGAAGUUAAAACACAGGCAGAAAGUAAGAAGAAAAAGAAAAAAGAAAAGCAAGUUAUUCCCACCAACACAGAACAACCCAAAAAUAAGGUUCCAAACUCCAACAAAUCAGGUGCCAAACAUGAAGCCUCAUUGAAUAAUGAUGGAGAGUCCAAUUGUCUUGAUAAUGCGAAAGCUGGCUAUAACCGCAUUCGGCAUAAUGAAAAGAUGCAAGAAGAAUACCGGAAACAAUAUGCUGUUCAAAGUGUAUUGACUGCCAAACAUGAAGAAGAGAUAAAAGAGAAAGAAAAAGAAGCCAAGAAGUUAAAAGAUAAAGUAGGGACACUAGAAGCAGAAUUAAAGAAUGUGAAGAAGAGGAACGGCCAGUUGGCAAUAAUUCUUAGCCAAGCUGAACUGAAAGAAAAAUAUGAUAUUCUGGAACAAGUGGAUAACUUAACUUCCGUAAAAGAUGAGCUAACAGAUCAGGUGGUGAAAUUAACUCAAGACUUGGAACAGGAAAAAUCAAAAGUCCGUUCAUUGAAGUCGGAAUUGGAUAAAUUAAAAGGCUCCAAGCACAAUAAAGGAGACUCGAAACACAGCUGAAGAAGUUUCAGUGACUGGUCACAUUUGAAUUAAUUGUAUUAUCAAUAUGGAAUCAGGAAGUAGCCAGGAAUAUUGCCAAUUUACUCCCAAGAUUCUCCGAUGCUACUGUUUGAUGAUCGAUGCCAACCACAUCACGGAAGGAAAGAAAAAAUAAGAAAAAAAUAGGCAUUAACUUUUUAAAAAUUACAAGAGAACCAAAUGGAUAUAUUUCUCAACUCCGUUGCUGUUUUUUCUUUUGUUUAAAAAAUUUUUUUUUUAACCUCUUCAUCAAUCAAUGUCCAUAAUGAAUAUGAAUUUUGGAAGUGAAUAGCUCCUGUAUAUAGAGCAGCUAUAAUUACUACUUCAGCCAUUUGUAGUUCCCAACUUAGAAGAUUGAGCUACUAAAUUCUUCAGAAUAUUUCUUCAUACACAACUAAUUGACAUCUUCACUCUACUUGCUCAACAACCGUUUGCUUCUGUUCUUGGUAGUUUCAGUUUUUCUUUCAUCAUAUUGCCUGUGUAUACAUGCACAUGUAUGAAUGUGUGUGUGUGUGUAUGUACAAAAGUAGGAUAUCUAUUUGUAGACUACUAAAUCAGAAAGUAUAUAAACCUGAUUAUAGUGAGAUUUCAUUGUAUCUUGGGAAGGUCAUUGUGCCAACAAUAAAAAAAAAAACAUGCACUGGUUCUAUGUCACUUCUUUUAUUAUUUUCUGGCACUUUACAUUCAGAGUUCAAAUUCUGCCAGGGUCAGUUUUGCCUUUCAUCCUUUUAGGAUCGAUAAAGUACCAGUUGAGCACUGAGGUCACUGAAAUCAACUAACCUGUCCUCUAAAAUUGCUGGCCUUGUGCCGAAAUUUGAAAUAAUUAUUAUUAGUCAACUACGUGACCAAUUAACUAAUUGAUUGUUUGAUUAAUCAUUCAUUCAGUCAGUCAGUUAGGUUCAUCCAGAUUCCUUUUGUUGCCAUUUAAGACCUCAUCAAUGAUAUGACCUCUCUUACCAAGGUCUGUCUAUCUCCUAGUUUACAGAUUGUAUAUUUAUAUUUAUGGAGAUGUGAGAGGGAGAAUAUGUGUGCGUGCAUGCCUGUGUGACAUGGUGUGGAUUCCUGUCAGUGCAUCAAAUGAAAAUUGUGAGAACCAGGUGGGAAUUUAAUCCACAUGCUCUGGUUGACAUCCAAAUAUAUUCAACCACUUUUACCAUACCAUUUGCUAUUCACUAAUUUCCUUGUCUCACAAACAUGCACUUAUGUUAGUGUGUUCAUGCAUAUAUCUAUUACAUAUAUGCAUGCAUUUCUUCCGACAAUAUGCAAAUCUUCACAUUUGUAUCCCCCCCCCCCUAAAAGAAGGAAAAAGACUGUCUAAGAAAAAAAUUCUGUGAAAAACCUGUAUGUGUGUAUUUAUACAAAAAACAAGCCCACACAUACACACACACACACACACACACCAUACACCACACACACAGAAAAACGUUCAUAUUGAUUGGCAUUUAAAAUUUUUUUAAUAUUUUAUUUGAUAGUAGUGCAGAGUUCAAAGCUGACAGCAGGUAGGUGGGUGGGUAAAAGAUCUCCUUCCUUUCUUAAAACAAAAACAAAACAAAACAAACCUUUUUCUCUGUUUCUUAACAGUGAAAUGAAACUACAAACAAUAUGCACAUGGCUUACAUCUAAUUCUUCCUCAGUUGCUUUGUAUUGAAAAAAACGAAAGAAAAAAUAAUAAAUUCUUUCCGUAUGAGUUGGCAUCAACAUACAUCAUAUGUAUCAUUUCAUA